GUUGAUGGUGCCGGCAAACCCCAGGCAAGCAAAACAGAAGAGGAAAAAGAGCUUCCCGCACAUGCUUGCGGGUAAGUCGAGAUAUAUCGAUACCCCCUGUUGUACCCGGUUUUUUGAGGGGAGAACAAAGCUAAUAGAUAUAGUUACUGUGGCAUACACAAUCCGAGCAGUGUUGUGAAGUGCUUGACCUGCAAUAAGUGGUUUUGCAGUGCUCGUGGAAACACGUCUUCGUCGCAUAUCGUGAACCAUCUGGUCAGGGCUCGCCACAAGGAAGUUCAGCUCCAUCCAGCAUCAUCACUCGGUGAUACUAUAUUGGAAUGCUAUAACUGCGGAACCAAGAAUGUUUUUCUUCUUGGGUUUAUUCCAGCAAAGUCUGAUACCGUCGUCGUACUCCUUUGCCGCCAGCCAUGCGCGGCCAUGCCUUCUUCAAAGGAUAUGAACUGGGAUACCCCACGAUGGCAACCAUUAAUGGAAGACCGUUCAUUUUUACCAUGGCUUGUCUCUGCACCAUCCGAUCAAGAGCAGCUUCGAGCUCGUCACCUCAGUCCCCAGAUGAUUGCUAAGUUGGAGGAGCUCUGGAAGGAAAACGCCUCAGCCACCGUAGAAGACUUGGAGAAAGCAACAAACGUGGAUGAUGAGCCCGCUCCAGUUUUACUCAGAUACGAUGAUGCCUACCAAUAUCAAAACGUAUUUGGACCUCUCGUCAAAAUUGAAGCUGACUAUGACCGUAAGUUAAAGGAGGCCCAGUCUCAAGAUGGCCUCACUGUUCGAUGGGAUCUUGGUCUGAACAAUAAGCAUCUCGCCAGCUUUGUUCUCCCAAAGCUGGAGCUUGGCGAUGUGAAGCUUGCUGUCGGUGACGAGAUGCGUCUCAAGUAUGCCGGGGAGCUACGACCGAAGUGGGAGGGCGUUGGAUAUGUUAUCAAAAUCCCCAACAACCAGUCCGAUGAAGUUACUAUCGAGCUGCGUUCAAAGGGAGACCACAAGUCCGUACCUACAGAGAUAUCUCAUAACUUUACUGCGGAUUAUGUCUGGAAGGCCACCUCCUUUGAUCGUAUGCAACUUGCAAUGAAGACAUUCGCCGUGGAUGAGAUGAGUGUGUCAGGCUACAUCUUCCAUCGCCUGCUUGGAAAUGAGGUUGCCGCUGCCCCCAUGAAGACGCAGAUGCCAAAGCAAUUCAGUGUUCCUGGCCUCCCCGGUCUUAACAGCAGUCAGAUUAACGCCGUUAAGGCAGUGUUACAGAAGCCCCUGAGCUUGAUCCAGGGUCCCCCUGGAACUGGAAAAACUGUUACAUCAGCUACCAUUAUCUACCAUCUUGCAAAGGUUAAUGCGGGCCAGGUACUCGUCUGCGCGCCAUCGAACGUCGCUGUCGACCAGCUAUGUGAAUGCAUUCACAGAACCGGACUAAAAACUGUUCGUGUAACUGCAAAGUCUCGAGAAGACGUUGAAUCACCCGUCCGCCACCUUUCGCUUCACGAACAAGUUCGCAACAAUGACAGCAAUAUUGAGCUUGUCAAGCUUAAUCAGCUAAAGACUGAGUUGGGUGAACUCUCAAGUCAGGAUGAAAAGAAAUAUAAGCAGCUUACUCGUGCUGCUGAGAAGGAGAUUUUGACUAAUGCCGACGUUAUAUGCUGCACUUGUGUUGGUGCCGGCGACCCACGACUAGCAAAGUCGAAAUUCCGCACCGUUUUAAUUGAUGAGUCAACCCAGUCUGCAGAGCCAGAGUGUAUGAUCCCGCUGGUUCUAGGGUGCAAACAAGCUGUCCUUGUCGGUGACCACCAGCAGCUUGGACCUGUCAUCAUGAACAAGAAGGCUGCUAAAGCCGGAUUAAACCAAUCCCUUUUUGAAAGGUUGGUUAUUCUAGGAUGUGCUCCUAUUCGUUUGAACGUUCAGUACCGAAUGCACCCCUGUUUAUCCCAGUUCUCCUCAAAUAUGUUCUACGAAGGUUCUCUCCAGAACGGUGUCUCAAGCGAGGACCGUCUGCUCAAGAAUGUUGACUUCCCCUGGCCAGUCGCAGAUAAACCCAUGAUGUUCUGGUCGAAUUUGGGAAAUGAGGAAAUAUCAGCCUCCGGGACAUCAUACCUCAACCGCACUGAAGCUGCCAACGUCGAAAAAAUCGUCACUCGUUUCUUCAAGGCUGGUGUUAAACCAUCCGGCAUCGGUAUCAUUACCCCAUAUGAAGGUCAGCGCAGCUAUGUCGUCAGCUCUAUGCAGUUAACCGGUACUUUCAAGAAGGAGUGGUACAAAGAAAUCGAAGUCGCAUCAGUUGAUGCAUUUCAGGGCCGUGAGAAGGAUUUCAUUGUCCUUUCCUGCGUCCGAUCUAACGACCACCAAGGAAUCGGUUUCCUUAGCGACCCUCGUCGUCUGAACGUGGCCCUUACCAGAGCUAAGUAUGGCCUGGUUAUCCUGGGAAAUCCAAAGGUUCUUUCUAAGCAUCCGCUGUGGAACUACUUGCUACGCCAUUUCAAGGAACAGAACUGUCUCGUAGAGGGACCACUGUCUAACCUCCAAACCUCCCUCAUUCAGUUCAGCCGGCCAAAGCAAGCCUACCGUGGCCCUCAGCGUUUCCAGAUGUCGUUCAAUCAUGCUUCCAAUGUUGACAGCAGCAUGUUAAAUGGAAGAAAUGGGCAUCAUCACGAUUAUCACGAUGCUGGAUCAGUCGUCAGCUAUAUCCCAGAUGAUGUAUCGUCCGUACAUUCAUCGGCUCUGGGCGGAGUGGCCAUUCCCUCUGGAUACCCUCAUAUGUUCCAAAACUUCACUGAAUCCUGGCCGUCCGCCCCCAACAACCGUCGUCCAAACGGCUCCAGGCUGAGAGGCGCACCAAGCGUUGCAGGCGAGUCCGUUGCAGCUACGGAAUCUGAUGUUACUGGUAGUGUUGUCGAUGGAAGAAGUACUGUAGGCCAAGGUGGAGUCAGUCUCUCCGGCCUGAGUAUCCAUGAUGUCCAGAAGCAGACCAGUCUGAGUCAAUCCGAUCGUCUGAAGCGCUACGUUGAAUCAAGCGGUCGUCCUGAGCCAUACCGGGGUGGAACUGAUGCUGGAAGUGUCUUUGGUGGAAGUGCUGCUGGAAUCCGUGUCCCACGCCAGAACUUAGGCAAUUCCGGAGAUGAUGAUGAUGCCCGCAGCGUCUCUACCGCGUUUGCAAGCCAAGUCGGAGGAAACUAUGAUUGAAUUGUUCCCUCUUCUCCUGUCUACAUAUGCAGGGAUACAGAAGAUUGUACGCUGUGUAGGUGAUUACGGUACCAUAGGCAUACAGUACCUGCAGCUCUUACGCCAUAGGUUAUUCUUUCCGCCGUCAUUUUACCACGGCUGCCUCGUGUUUCUAUUGCUAAACGCUGCGACUGCGAAUACUUUGCACUAUACUUGAACCAGCAAGGUGCGCUGAGCAAUUCGCCUUUCCCACCCGAUCCGUCUGGUCCAAUUCUUUAUACAGUGCCCCUGCUGUCACCUCGCAUUGGAAGAAAUAUCAGGAGAUACGCCCAUGCAAUGCCCCUGCCUACGAUAUUCCUUUUGAACCCGGCAGCAUUCCGUUAUGCCUAGCAACAUCAACAUGUCUUCUCAUCUAUGUUGGUCGAGUACCGGCAGAUAGUAACAGCUAGUCACCUUGGGCGCUGCGGUCGCUAGGGAUGUUCAUGAGAGCGGACUG
Trichophyton rubrum CBS 118892 is the source of this 3640-nucleotide messenger RNA. RefSeq lists its product as uncharacterized. The coding region runs from base 418 to 3165 and encodes 915 amino acids. Gene Ontology annotation, molecular function: ATP binding; RNA helicase activity; RNA binding. NCBI's taxonomy places the organism in Eukaryota, Fungi, Ascomycota, Eurotiomycetes, Onygenales, Arthrodermataceae. Gene Ontology annotation, cellular component: cytoplasm. Gene Ontology annotation, biological process: nuclear-transcribed mRNA catabolic process, nonsense-mediated decay. The record is from RefSeq and is a predicted model, not a curated record. The transcript has a single exon.